Messenger RNA from Morus notabilis, 1320 nucleotides. Its product is annotated as F-box protein At5g07610. Gene Ontology annotation, molecular function: protein binding. The transcript has a single exon. Lineage: Eukaryota; Viridiplantae; Streptophyta; Magnoliopsida; Rosales; Moraceae. Bases 1 to 1320 code for a protein of 439 amino acids. The record is from RefSeq and is a predicted model, not a curated record.
AUGUCCUCCGCUAAAACAACCAAAAUCACCCCGAAUGCCGCCGCAACCGUCGCUUCACCAUCGUUGCUCUCGGCAGAGGCAAUAGCCCAAAACGAAGACAUCCUUCACGAAAUCCUUCUUCGCCUUCCAAUCAAGUCCCUAAUGCGGUUCAAAUCCGUAUCCAAACCCUGGCUCUCUCACAUCACCAGCACCAACUUCGUCCGUAACCGAACCGCUUACUGCAACCAAUCAAUUUCUGGUCUCAUCUUGCGACGCCGCUCCCGGCCAUACCUUCACGGCAUUCCCGAAUUCGACUAUUUCAAUCUCAGCGGCGGUGAGAGCUCUGCCAUUUCCUCCGGAGUUCCCUUCACUAAUGGACGUCUCACUUUCACCGACGGUGGGAAGUCUGCCAUCGGAAUAUUGCAGUCUUCCAACGGACUACUGCUGUGCACGAAAGUUCUCAAACGCAGUUACUUCCAAACUCCGGCCUCGCCGAGAGAGUGCUACAUUUACAACCCCGCCACAAGGCGGUACUCCGUACUCCCUCGGAAUAUUUCAUCUUCCGCCAAGGUCUUAGGCUUCAGUUUGGCCUUCGAUCCCUCAAAAUCUCCUUACUACGAAGUCAUCUGCGUCUGCGGCGACAGCAAUAGUAGAGACAAUAACGAUCAGCAUUGGAUCGAAAUUUACUCGUCCGAGACUCGGCGUUGGAGGCUCUCUACGUGCGGAUCGUUCCACACCGAGCAGUCGAGUGUCCGGUUCGACGGCGGCGUCUACUGGAACGGCACAAUUCACUGGAUUAGCUUGCAGGGAAUCUUUUACUACUUCAAACUCGACGAAGAGCAAAUAAGAGAGAUUCGAAUGAGUCCGGUAAACCGACCGUGCUUUUUUAAGAGAUACAGGUACUUUGGAGAGUCCAACGGACACCUGCAUCUCAUCGAUCACGUUGAAGAUCUCGAGUCGCCGUCGCCGUCGCCGCCGUGCUUCGACGUGUACGAGAUGGCGGAGGACUAUUCCGGGUGGUUCGUCAAGUUCCUCGUCGAUCUCUCCGGGUUUCCGCAGACAACUCGGAGAAACGUUUCGGGAUUGGACGGCUUGCAGGACUUCUUGUUGUAUGUGCUUUGCGUGGUCCGGUGUGAGCCUGAGGAAGAGUCGUACAUGGUGGUGCAAACACCGGGUGAACUUUUACGGUACAAGUUCAAGACCAAAGUUUUCGAAAAGAUCUAUGAUGUUGGGCCAGAAGGGUCUGAUGUGAAUUGGCAUUCGUUGUUGAUGUUGUUCCCGGUGAUAGGGAUGUGGCCCGAUGACGCUUAUCAGUAUGUUGAGACUCUCACGCCUGUUUGA